GGGAGGGAGUGUCCAAAAUUGUCCGGAGUCCCGACUUCCACGGCUGAUACCACGCCACCCAGCCAGCUUGGGUACAUGGACUAAGCGGCUGCACCAACACCAACUGGGAAAGGAAACCGAAUUCAACUGGCCGGAGCACCCCUCUACCUCUUGCCUCCUCCCAAUUCGCAGUCCCAGCAGGCUGCGCGCCACCGAGGGUGGGGCCUGGUUGAGUGGGAAGAGGUGGAAGCUGGGAGUAGAAGGAAGGUGCAUCUGGUUCCCGAUUCUACUCCCCACCCGCGACCGCACACAGCAAACAUGACCCAGCAGCCGCCUGACGUUGAGGAGGAUGACUGUCUUUCUGAAUACCACCACCUCUUCUGCCCGGACCUUCUCCAGGACAAAGUGGCUUUUAUCACUGGUGGUGGUUCUGGGAUUGGCUUCCGGAUCGCCGAGAUUUUCAUGAGGCAUGGCUGCCACACUGUCAUCGUCAGCAGGAGUCUGCCGAGAGUGUCCGAGGCUGCUAAGAAGUUGGUUGCUGCCACUGGAAAGCGGUGUCUCCCUCUGUCUAUGGAUGUCCGAGUUCCCCCAGCUGUCAUGGCUGCUGUGGACCAAGCGCUGAAAGAAUUUGGCAAAAUCGACAUCCUCAUUAACUGUGCUGCAGGGAACUUUUUAUGCCCUGCCAGUGCAUUGUCUUUCAAUGCCUUUAAGACUGUGGUGGACAUUGACACCCUUGGCACCUUCAAUGUGUCUCGUGUGCUUUAUGAGAAGUUCUUCCGGGACCAUGGAGGAGUGAUCGUGAACAUUACCGCCACCCUCAGUAUGCGGGGGCAGGUGCUGCAGCUCCAUGCAGGCGCUGCCAAGGCGGCUGUGGAUGCUAUGACGCGACACUUGGCUGUGGAGUGGGGUCCCCAGAAUAUCCGUGUCAACAGCCUGGCUCCUGGUGCCAUCAGCGGCACUGAGGGUCUGCGGAGAUUAGGAGGCCCCAAGGCCAGUUCGAAAUUUAAGUAUCUUUCAAGUCCUAUUCCAAGACUCGGAACCAAGACAGAAAUCGCCCACAGCGUGCUGUACCUAGCCAGCCCUCUGGCUUCCUAUGUCUCAGGGAUUGUGUUGGUGGUUGAUGGUGGUAGCUGGAUGACGCUCCCAAAUGACAUUGGGCGACUGCUAGAGUUUGAAUCCUCCUCUGCUAAGCUGUAGCCCAUCCCACUCCCCUCCCCCUCCCUUUCUUCUCAGAGAAGGGGAGUCCUUCCGUGGAGAUCUGCCUUCUUCUUUUUUAAAGACAGGACCUCAUGUACACUGUGUAGUUGAAGGUGAUUUUACAGAAGAUCUCUCAUGCCAAUUUUUGCAGUGUUUGAAGAGCACACCCAAGGCUUCAAGCAUGUUAAAGCAACAGAAUCAACUGAACUACGUCCUCUACCCCAGGAUACCUUUUUUGACACAUAAACAUUGAUUGCGCUUAAGAAAGUUGUACUGAGGAGGCCGUGUUCUUCAUGGGGAAGGCUUCCUGUCUCACAUAGGUCUAUAGUCACACGAGGAAUGUUGAAUCUGAUUGGGAAAUCCAAGCCCACCUGCCCUUCCUCCGGGAUCAAGCUAUUUCCAAGCUCUGCCUCUCCUUUGCCCACAUCCUGAGUAGAAAUGGCCGGAUUGUGAGCCUAGCCUGAUACUUGCUUACAGUAUCUGAAGAGUUACUAUGAUUUUACCAGAAAAAAAAAAUGCACUUUCUUGUAAAAAAAAAAUCAUCUUUUUUACUGUAAAAAUAGCUGAGUUGGAAUUUGUAAAAGUUUCUAGAAAGAAAAUUUAAAAGAUUGCUGACUGAUUCUGUCACUGAA
Molecule: messenger RNA, 1808 nt
Organism: Rattus norvegicus (Norway rat)
Lineage: Eukaryota; Metazoa; Chordata; Mammalia; Rodentia; Muridae
Gene: Decr2
Product: 2,4-dienoyl-CoA reductase 2
Biological process (GO): fatty acid catabolic process
Cellular component (GO): peroxisome
Molecular function (GO): 2,4-dienoyl-CoA reductase (NADPH) activity
Source: RefSeq, a predicted model, not a curated record